Camellia sinensis is the source of this 997-nucleotide messenger RNA. The record is from RefSeq and is a predicted model, not a curated record. NCBI's taxonomy places the organism in Eukaryota, Viridiplantae, Streptophyta, Magnoliopsida, Ericales, Theaceae.
UCUCACAUGGUGCUAAAAUCUUGGGAUCUCAGAGAUACAGAUUGAAAAUGCAAGCCGUACUGGAUAAAAUUGUAGGAGCAAUAGUUGAGCCAGUGAUCCAGUUAGUAGUGGUCCAUGUUGGUUUUGUUUUUCAGUACAAGAAGAAGCUGAGGAACCUGGAAGAUGAAAUUGAAAAGCUUGAAAGGCAGAAAACAAAAAUCGAAGAAGAAGUUGGUGAAGCCAUUACUCAUGGUGAAGAAGUUAAUAAAGAUGUUUCAAAAUGGCUUGAGGACGUGGAAAAAAUAGUUCAGAAAAUUAAGGAUGACAAUACUAUGAACGAAAACAGGCAGUGCUUUAAAUUCUCAUGUCCAGAUUACAUCUCGCGCUACCGAAUGAGCAAGGAAGCUGAAAACAAGAUUGAAGAAGUAAAAAAUCUCACUCAGAGUGGCAAUUUUAGCCCAGAUGUACUUAGUAAGAAAAACGAAAAAGAAAAACAGAAAAAAAAGAAGAAAAAAAAAGAAAAAAAAGCAAAAGUGGAAUGAAAAUAUGUACCCCGCAAACCGUACCAGGUACAAUUGUAGGCAAAAUAGUUGAGCCAGUGAUCCAGUUAGUGGUGGUCCAUGUUGGUUUUCUUUUUCAGUACAAGAAGAAGCUGAGGAACCUGGAAGAUGAAAUUGAAAACCUUGAAAGGCAGAAAACAAAAAUCGAAGAAGAAGUUGGUGAAGACGUUACUGUAGCUGUUUCAGAAUGGCUAGCGGAGGUGGAAAAAAUAGUUCAGAAAAUUAAGGAUGACAAUACUAUGAACGAAAACAGGCAGUGCUUUAAAAUCUCAUGUCCAGAUUACAUCUCGCGCUACCGAAUGAGCAAGGAAGCUGAAAACAAGAUUGAAGAAGUAAAAAAUCUCACUCAGAGUGGCAAUUUUAGCCCAGAUGUACAUAGUAAGAAAAACGAAAAAGAAAAACAGAAAAAAAAGAAGAAAAAAAAAGAAAAAAAAGCAAAAGUGGAAUGAAAAUAUGUA